Molecule: messenger RNA, 501 nt
Organism: Purpureocillium lilacinum
Lineage: Eukaryota; Fungi; Ascomycota; Sordariomycetes; Hypocreales; Ophiocordycipitaceae
Source: RefSeq, a predicted model, not a curated record
AUGCAGAGUCGUGUCUGUGGUGGUUGCGGCAAGGAGGCGCGUUUCUUUGAUGGCGGUGGCUUGGGACGGAUGGGAACUGUAAAGUUGGGAUGUUUCUCUGUGGCUUCUGGAAUCCGGACGGGGCGUUUUUUCUGGCGGUGGUUGCACGUGAAGUCUGUGAAUAACGGCAGGUGCUCCCUGGCACCUUCCUCAACACCAAAAGCACCACUUGACAAGAGGCGCCUGACCAGGAAACAUGUGCAGCUUCGCGCCGAGCAAACCUCAGUUGAGAACGCACACGCCAACUGCGACGUCGUUGCACAGCCAUCGUUUACGUGCAUGGCCCCAUCGCGCUCUCUCGCCUCACUCCCCGCGACCGAACCCUCUCCAGCGGUUGGACCAAGCCAAGAGCGCUCGAGCUCGCCAGCAUGUGAUCCCUACACCAUCAAGGUCGACAAGUUGGAAUGGCAGCGUUUUCCGCGGCGACAGCAAGGGAGAGGCGAAGACACUGGUCGACCGUAA